AUGUAUCUCAUUGAGGGCAGAAUCAUUCAGAAAUUUCCUGAAGAGUCUACAUACCCAGAAGACCCUAACAUCACGGUCCGAAAUGAAAAGGUGGCGUAUAGGCAAAUAGGAAAUCACGCUCGCAUCGCGCAAUGGAUCCCAGACGAUGCCGAUGAGUACAUUGACCUCGUCUUCUACCCGAACGGAAAUAUGACAGACUACCUCGAUCGAUACAAAGACGAGAUCCCACAUCAUCUAGUGGUUCGAUGGGGACUACAAAUCAUCGAAGCAAUCACUGUGAUCCACGCAAGAGAGAUUAUUCAUUCAGAUCUCAGUCUCAAACAGGUCCUGCUUGAUGAAGAUCUUAAUGCCCGUCUUUCUGAUUUCAAUGCGUCGUUUUGCCCGGGGCAGCCGGCGCUUAGGUUUGGAAAGCCAACUUAUUUCCUUCCGAGAGACCCAGAUGCCCCAAAUACAGUCCAGUCGUUUUCCCUGGGCUCGACGAUGCUGCUCUCAAAACAGAUCAACCACAAGCUAUGCAGUCAGCUGAAACGGCUGUGGGACUACCUGGGGCCUGACAAAGCGCCGUUCGCGACUCCCAUUAUGAUUGAAGGCGGCGAGGUGAAGUGGCACUCGUUUCUUAACAGGGACAAAGGCGACGAGGCGGAAAUUUAUGAUUAA
Fonsecaea pedrosoi CBS 271.37 is the source of this 657-nucleotide messenger RNA. RefSeq lists its product as uncharacterized. The transcript is spliced from 2 exons. Gene Ontology annotation, biological process: protein phosphorylation. The record is from RefSeq and is a predicted model, not a curated record. Bases 1 to 657 code for a protein of 218 amino acids. Lineage: Eukaryota; Fungi; Ascomycota; Eurotiomycetes; Chaetothyriales; Herpotrichiellaceae. Gene Ontology annotation, molecular function: ATP binding; protein kinase activity.